UAUUAGUUGGUUUAAGUUGGGUGAAGAGAUGGAGAGUGUCGAUCCUGAAGUAAAUAGUGACUAUUAUUUGGAAUUAUCCGAUAAUCCUGUUCGUUUUGAUCCGCACAAUACUAGAACUGAUGUUUUCUUCGACGAUUCCAAACAGCAGGUAUUUGCCGUUAGUUUGGGCAAUGUCAUGGUCAAGGGACCUGAUCAAAAUUUGAGCUUCCGUAUGGAGAACAAGAAACCCGUCUUGUCGAUAAAGUUCUCACCCGACAUGAGUAUACUCGCAAUACAGCGAACCAUGUCCUCCGUUGAAUUUGCAAAUUUUUCUCCAGAAUCAGGUCUGGAUAAAGUAGAAUAUUCCCAAAGUCGUAAAGGAAAGAAUGCCUGUAUUUAUGGAUUUACAUGGACACAUGGAUAUGAGAUUCUUUUGGUUACGGAUCAUGGAGUAGAGUUAUUUCAGGUUAUUCCAGAGAAGCACAUGGUCAAAGCAUUGAAGUCGUUGAGUUUAGAAGCGCACUGGUUCGUAUACUGUCGACAAAGUAAUUUGGUUCUGUUACCCUGUGGCUCGUUGGGAAAUCAAAUGCAAGUGGUGCAUGUUACACCUAAAAAUCUUCUGAAGCUCCCCAAGUUUGAAAUGGAAGCCAGCUCGGUAAAACCAGGAAAGUUAGCUGUUUCUGAGAGAGACAUAGCUUUGGCAGUUUUAUAUGGAAUACCUAGAAUAAUUAUGCUACGUCAUCAGCCAGGCGUCAAUCGUUCAUCAGGAACAGCAUUUGUCUACGUAUAUACAAUUCACAAAAUGAUGACGAUACAAAAGACUCACAUUUUGAAAUUGGACACGAGUGGUAGAUUUGCCAUUAAUAUUGUUGAUAACUUAAUCAUUGUGCACCAUCAAGCCUCCAAAACUUCAAUGAUUUUUGAUAUCAUGUUGCCUGGUGUAAGCGAUGGGACAGUGAUACACCAUACUCAUGUAGCAGUGCCAAAACCAAUUAAACCAUACAUCUUGCCUACCAUCGAAUCAUCAUCAUCGGAACUUUCUGCCGAACCUUGUCAGCUUUAUUCGCCCAACUGGGUUGUUUUUCAGCCCAAUAUUGUCAUUGAUGCAAUAUUAGGCUGCUUCUGGUAUAUUCAGCUAAGGCUAGAAGCACUGGUCAAUCUCAUUACGGAUAAAGUACUGCUCAUUGAGUUUUUAAUGCAGCGCAAAGAUGCGAAGAAUGUUUUAGUACAAGUACUGCAAAAUCUCAUGAUGGAGAUGCCAGUUACAUUGAUGGACAUGCCAACGAUCUUUGGUAAACUAAAUGCCGUUUAUCGAAGCCAUCUUGAGAACGAGAUUCAAAGCCAAAUGGGCACACCUUUACAGAAUAACAUGAAAUGUCCGACCACUGUAUCGGAAAGCCUCACGCAUAAAAUGCUACUAGACCAAAGUGACAUGUAUAGUCAUGUAUUGUCUAAAUUUAACGAGGAUAAAAUUCAGCCUAAAAUGUUGGUCUGGAUACUAUUAGAAUAUAUCAGAUCAUUAGUGGAACAUGGCAUUCCGGUGCAACAUUACCUUUACGAGUUACUCAUCACAACACUGGUUCGACGAAAGGCAUACUAUCAGCUUCAUCAGUUAUUGCAGUAUCACGUAGUCACCGAUUCGAAGCCAUUGGCAUGCCUUCUACUGUCUCUUGAAAACUUGUAUCCAGCAGCUCUUCAGCUUGCAUUAGACAUGUUAAAGCGUCUUGGAAAUGCCCAUGAAGAGAUAAUCGAGGUUCUCCUCUCGAAAAAGCACAUUCUCCCUGCAUUAAGGUAUGUUCGAUCGGUUGGAAUGGCAGACCAAGCGUCUGCUAGGAAAUUUCUCGAAGCUGCAAAAGCUUCUGACGAUCCUGUGAUCUUUCACUCGGUGUUCAAGUUCUUUGAGCAGCGCAAUAUGAGACUGCACAAUACCAUGACGUUUACUCGGGGAGAACAUUGUCAAACGUAUGUGCAACAUUUUAAACAAUUGUUCCAUGGGUCUGACUAUCACUGCAAUUCGGAUACGGAUUCGAAUAUGUCAACCGUCUCGAGCUAAGACUGCGUAAUAAUUCUCUCUCAGUAUGUAAGAAAAUCCUAACAUUAUUGUACAUUUUCAAGCUAUAGGUGCUCGAUUUCUUGUAGAAACGAAAACGUGUACGUUAGGAAUAAACAAGUCCUCCCGAUACAUUCUGUAUCCUGAAACCAUCCAAGAGUACAAUGAAGACGCCUCCACCAGUCCAUCUGAAAUGUAUUUAUUGACGUAUUUUAAAUCA
Molecule: messenger RNA, 2249 nt
Organism: Orussus abietinus
Lineage: Eukaryota; Metazoa; Arthropoda; Insecta; Hymenoptera; Orussidae
Gene: Bulli
Exons: 10
Coding region: 29-2032 (667 amino acids)
Biological process (GO): regulation of autophagy
Cellular component (GO): late endosome membrane; lysosomal membrane; Mon1-Ccz1 complex
Source: RefSeq, a predicted model, not a curated record